AUGACCGGGGAGACGGAUUAUAGUAAGUACGAGUUAGCGCGGCUGGAGGCGGAACUGGAGCAAGAGAGAGAAAUGAAAGAGAUGCUUGAGGAGUCUGUGUCGGACCUGAGGAGCACCCGGUGUGAACUUCAAGAGAGGCUACACAGUGUUGAUGGGGAGGGUAAUGAGUGGAAGACCAGGUAUGAGACGCAGACAGAGCUAAAUGGUCAGCUGGGAAGACAGAUCUCCAUCGUCCAGGAGAGACUGGAGGACUUGCGAGGGAACCCCGUGGAUCGGUUGGCCUCGAUCCGGUCAUAUGAUGACAUGCCAGCAGAAACACUGAGACAGCGGCUGAAACUUCUGACCAGCGAGAAGUCCGACCUGCAGAGUCAACUGAUGGACUGCCGUCUUCGAAUUGAACAAGAAGGAAAGGCUUUCCAUAAAACCAACGACGAGAGACGUGCAUAUCUUGCAGAAAUAGCAAAGCUGUCCUCCACCCUCGAUGGCAACAGGAGGCGCUACUCUACACAGCCACGAGCUGCAGCAGCAGCGGCGAGCCAGCAGAGCAGAGGCGUGCAGGCCAGCAGGAAGUCAGAGGCAGACUCCAGGAAGGCAGAAGAGAGACGAGAGGAUGGAGAAAGACAUGUUGGUGGAAGAGGAGGGAGGAAGGCUGGGGCGGGCAGCAGAUUACCCACUCUCACGCGCUACCUGAAGCACAACUCCUAA
Messenger RNA from Lampris incognitus (smalleye Pacific opah), 705 nucleotides. It is a transcript of the gene ccdc169, whose product is annotated as coiled-coil domain containing 169. NCBI's taxonomy places the organism in Eukaryota, Metazoa, Chordata, Actinopteri, Lampriformes, Lampridae. The record is from RefSeq and is a predicted model, not a curated record. The transcript has 8 exons. Bases 1 to 705 code for a protein of 234 amino acids.